AUCUUCUUUCUCUUCCUCUCUGCUUAUUUGACAAUCGCUAAUCGUCCAAUCAGAAAAUUUCUCUUCCCGUCUCACAAUCAAAGACAUCAGGAAGAAGUGAAAGUGAUUUUGUGACUAUCCACCCACCUUUUGCUUAAAAAAAUAAUAAUCCACAAGCCAUACGGGUUACCGCAAUGGCUAUAGCAGCGCAAAUGAGCACAGCCCUCCCGGGGCUCGAUGGUGAACAGCUGCACACUUGAUGACCGGUUUCUGAUCCCGUACAAAGGAGGAGCAGCACGACAGUCAAUUUGCUCAGAAAGCCGUGUAAGUGAACGCGUUCUCUUAUUUCUUUCCCCAAAGACUGUGGCUGAAAUCAGACAUCCGUUUUGUUAUUUUCUAAAGAACGCACACUGGUUUCGACUCGAAGAGGGAUUUCCCCGGGACUUUUAAAGAACCCGUCUCAUCGGCCCCGGGUUCUGAAAGAAGAAACUUCUUGCAAUAUGGUGAAGGAUGUCGGCAUCAUAUUUAAGCACCACAGCGAAGCAGGGAAGAGUUCAAAGUGACCGGGAAGAUGUACCUGGGUGUAGCUGAUGUAGAUGAUGCUCAGCAGCGUACAGCUUCUCAUGUUACUGCGCUACGUACUGAAGCACAUGCAUGAAUCAGGUCGAAUCCUCUUAACCGCUUCCCGGAUCUUGACACCCCAGUAAAAACCUUUGACAUGGUGCGCGGAUGAAGAACGACAUUUAGAACAAAUGAAAUACACAAAGUUGUAUUUAUGCAUUACUCCUAAUAGUGGAACGUGUAUCACUUUCUGUCUGUUACCAAAAACAUCAAACAUGAACUAGCGAGCCGUGCGGCGGAUUUGUUUGUUUUUUUUUUUCGUUAAAACAAAGAAAACAGAAUCCACGACUGGUGGAUUUAAAGUGUUUGCAGAGUUAGCAAAUAAUCUGUAGUGACAUGUCUUCUUAUAUUGAUUGCACCUAUUAAGAGCUGGGGGUGUCUCAUCGCAGUGCAGUUCUGAGUACACUAUUCCGCGCUAUGCGUGACAGGAUUAGAUGCAUUUGUUUUAUCAUUGUAUGGAUUUCAGAAGAAGCUGUCGGUGUUCAUCAACAGAGGGGGCAUGCAUUAAAAAAAGCAGAGCCGUUUGCAGUCGUUUUUAUGAUAGCUUUCUACAAAUGGAAUCAUUUGUCUUCUCUUGGCAAAAUCGUUUCCAGCAAACCAUUGCUACGAGUAUCGUACUCACUCACACACACGGGCGCGCGCGCGCCUGCAAAACAUUAACUCUUUCAGCCCCAAGAGAGAGGAAAACACGCCCUAAAGAUCAAAACAACACCACUUGUUGAAGAUCAAUUCAUGUGCAUAUUUCAAAUCUACUGACCUAUUAAAAGCAUUUCAUUGUCUAUGUUUUUACCAACCAGGGCUGCACUUUUUUAUAUUCAAAUUAUCUAUCAUUAAAAACAGCACAACCAGGAAGCAACAGAAAUUAAAGUGUAGCCCUUCGCUGCUAAAGAAAAAUAAACUCGAUUAAAUUCGAUUUCCCUGGUCUCCUUCGGCAAAUCGGUUGUGCGUUUGUUUUUUAUAUUAGAGAGUAUUUUUCCUAUGGUUGUGUCACCCGAUGGUUUUGCCCUGGAACUGGAAGAGGCUCGGAUCCUAUACAUUGCUCCUAGCCCUCCCGGGCUCCCUUCGCACUAGGAUGUUGCGGCAGGUUUUACACAGAGGGCUGAGGACGUCUUUCUCCAAGCUCGGCCACUUUGUCGCCAACCACCCAGUGUUCUUCGCCUCCGCCCCGGUGUUGAUUUCAAUUCUGCUCGGGGCCAGCUUCAGUCGGUACCGCAUCGAAGAGAACGUGGAGUACCUGUUGGCUCCGAAGCACAGCCUCGCUAAGAUCGAGGGCAACUUGGUGGAUAGCCUGUUUCCAGUGAACAGAUCCAAGCAUACGCUGUAUUCAGACCUACAGACCCCCGGGAGGUACGGCAGAGUAAUCAUUACCUCCACGGGGAAGGGGAAUAUGCUGGAUCAGCAGCACAUUGACCUAAUUCUCAAGUUGCACAGUUCAGUGACCAGGAUCCAUGUGCAGAUGAUGGGCUUCAACUACACCUUCGCGCACCUGUGCAUCCUAGACAACAACAAGGACUGCAUAGUGGAUGACAUCAUCCACGUCCUGAAGGAGCUGAAAGCAGCGCGCUCCUCCAACCGCACGGUGCCUCUGAUCCGGUACCCCAUCACCCAUCUGAGCGACGGCAGGGAGGUGUACAUCGGGCACCAGCUUGGGGGGGUGCAAACCCACAGCAAGGACCGGGUCAAGUCCGCCUCCUCCGUCCAGCUCACCUAUUACCUGCAGUCCAUCAACAACCUGAAUGACAGGGUGGCGGCCGCCUGGGAAAACAAGUUCUGCGAGGCCAUGGAGCUGCUCCAGCGGGGUCACAGGGAGCUCAGGCUGUACCCGUUCACCUCCUCCUCGCUCCAGAUGGAUUUCCAAAGGACGAGCAAAGUGGCCAAGCGUCAGCUCAUUACCAGCCUGGCCCUGGUGGUGGCGCUGGCGGUGCUGCUGUGCUCCAUGCGGGACUGCGUGCGCAGCAAACCCUGGCUGGGGCUCCUUGCCAUGCUGACGAUGAGCCUGGCCACCCUCACCUCCGCCGGGAUCGUGAACCUCAUGGGAGGGCGGUACAACUCCACCUUCCUGGGCAUCCCCUUCAUCGUCCUAGGCCACGGACUGUGCGGCACGUUUGAAACGCUCACCUCCUGGAGGAAGACAAGGGAAGACCAGCACGUGAAGGAGAGGACGGCCAUGGUGUACGCCGACUGCAUGGUCCCCUUCACGCUCACCACCGCCAUGUACAUGGUCACCUUUGGCAUCGGGGCCAGCCCCUUCACCAACAUCGAGGCUGUGCGCCUCUUCUGCCGCAACACCUGCAUCGUCAUCUUCUUCAACUACCUCUACACACUGGCGUUCUACGGCUCCAAUCUGGUGUUCACUGGCUACCUGGAAAAAAACUACCAGCAUAACGUUUUCUGCAAAAAGGUGCCCAAGCCUGAGCUGGUACAGCAGAAGCCUGCCUGGUACAGGUUCCUGAUGCACACCAAGUACAAGGACGAGGGAGCCAGCUCCAUGGAGGUGAAUGUGUACGAGAGCCACCUGCUGGUCUGCUUCAUGAAGCGUUACUACUGUGACUGGAUAACAAACACCUACGUCAAGCCUUUCGUCGUGCUCUCUUACCUGGUUUAUAUCUCCUUUGCCUUAAUGGGCUACCUGCAGGUGAGCGAGGGCGCCGACCUCAGCAACAUCGUGGCCACUGAGACGAGCACCAUUGCAUACACCACUGCCCAGCAGAAAUACUUCAGCAACUACAGCCCCGUCAUCGGCUUCUAUAUCUAUGAGUCCAUCGAGUACUGGAAUGCCAGCGUGCAGGAGGAUGUUCUGGAGUACACCAAGGGCUUUGUGAGAAUCUCCUGGUUCGAGAGCUACCUGAUCUACCUCCGGAAGCUCAACAUGACGACCGGCCUACCCAAGAGGAACUUCACAGACCUCCUGCGCAACGCCUUCCUGAGGUCGCCCCAGUUCGCCCACUUCUCCGAUGACAUCAUCUUCGCCAAGAAAUCCAACGGCGAGGUGGAGGUGGUGGCCUCCCGCAUGUUCCUGGUGGCCAAGACCACGGAGAAUAAGAGGGAGGAGAUGUACGUCCUCUUGGACACCCUGCGCAAGCUCUCCCUCACCUCCAAGGUGAAGUUCAUUAUCUUCAACCCCUCCUUCGUCUACAUGGACCGCUACGCCUCGUCGGUGGGAGCUCCCCUGCAGAACUCCUGCAUCAGCGCCCUCUUCCUGCUCUUCUUCUCCGCGUUCCUGGUGGCUGACUCCCUCAUCAACGUCUGGGUCACCCUGACGGUAGUCUCGGUGGAGUUCGGGGUCAUCGGCUUCAUGACCCUGUGGAAAGUGGAGAUGGACUGCAUCUCGGUCCUCUGCCUCAUCUACGGGGUCAACCACACCAUCGACAGCUGCGCCCCGCUCAUCUCCACCUUCGUGUUAGGCAAAGACUACACAAGGACUAAGUGGGUGAAGAACACCAUGGAGCGCCAUGGCGUGGCCGUCCUGCAGAGCUACCUCUGCUACACCACAAGUCUCAUCCCUCUCUCAGCCGUGCCUUCCAACCUGACCCGCACACUGUUUAGGUGCCUGUUUUUGAUAGCCUUUGUCACUUUCUUUCACUGCUUGGCCAUCCUGCCUGUCAUGCUGACAUUCCUGCCUCCCUCCAAGAAGAAACGAAAAGAAAAGAAAGGGUUUGAGAACCGGGAGGAGAUCGAGUGUGUAGAAAUGGUGGACAGCACCCGCGUCGUCGACCAAAUCACGUCCGUUUGAAACCCUUCCGGAGAGAAUCCGGGCAUAACGUCUCGUGAUGAGAGAGACAGAGCGAGAGAGAGGGAGAGAGAGGGACAGCGCACCAGAGAAUGUGAGUAGAGGGUGUCAGGAUAUGCUCUGAAUGGGAUGUUCCUACGCACAGAAGAAGAAAGAAGAUCUGCAGCCAAAAGAUAAAGGUGGCAGAGAUGAUUAAAAGGCUGUCAGUGAGCAUCUGAUAGCAGGCAAGAGGGGAAAAAAAUGUCCAGACUGGUAAAAAAAAAAAAAAAAAAAAAAAAAAAAAAGGUCACAACAAACAAAGUCGUGAAACAACAGCUAAUGAUAACGUUGAGCUGCCUGUAUCCCUGCCUGGUUGAGGUUGAUUAAUGAGCUGGUCGACUGUGGAGGUUUAUUAAUAGGUGGUGUAAACUGGUUCUUUGCUUGAUACAAAGCAAGGCUGCUGUUAGAGGGUGGCUGUGUGGGGUUCCUAGUUUUCAGAUUGGUUUAUCUUACAGUAAGAAUAACCCUUAUUAGCAUGUCGAAUGUCAAGGCUACAUCACAGGUAGUCCUAAACUGAUUAUGCAAUCAAUACUAAGCAGGGUUUUCAGCAGGUCGUAUUUAAAUGCGAUAGGGAUUGAGAUUGUUUGUACUGUCAUAAACCCCCAUUAGUACCUUAGGCAUUGCCAGCUAGCAGACUCUAAUGAUCUCUUUGAUAAUUAAUGGGAUCCAAAAUUACAACUACUGUACACAGGAGCCAUAAAAGACUUAUUUUCGGUUAUGCAACUGAGUACUGAUUGAGCAGGCCAGAAAGGAUGACUCCAUUACAGACAAAAAAAGAAUUUAAUGGUCUGGAAAACAAGAAAAAAUCUGCAGGAAAACAGCAAGAGACCACCAAAAGGAAAAGAAACAGCUUUGUGUGGGCUGGCUCUAAAAUCACUUGGCUUGCGUGAGCUGCUGCCUCUGUAGAACAGCUGUUUGAACCGAAACCAAGCAUGGCCUGCAUGUGGAAAUGUUGAAUUCAUUCAUUCUGGUGAAAUUAGAGGCCCUUCUCACAAGGAAUGAUGUCCGUCAUAGGCCGUCCAUGCAACAGCACAUCCUAUUGGAUCAGGUCAACCACAGCGCCCUCUAUGGCCUCAGUGAUAGUACUAUAAUCUUGGUGCCUGCACAUAUUUUUUAACAACAUAAACAACUCACAUGAACCCCCCCAAAUUGAAAUCAGAAAACUGCAACUGAAAAUCUGGGGAAAUUGUCAACAUAAGCCAGUUAGUGAUUGUUUUAUUUAAUUGACGGCUGUAAUAGGCCGCACGUGCAAUUCAUUUAAAAUAGUAAGAGAAAAGGAACAC
Polyodon spathula (Mississippi paddlefish) is the source of this 5652-nucleotide messenger RNA. RefSeq names its product patched domain containing 1 (gene ptchd1). Gene Ontology annotation, cellular component: plasma membrane; synapse. The record is from RefSeq and is a predicted model, not a curated record. The transcript is spliced from 3 exons. Gene Ontology annotation, biological process: chemical synaptic transmission; cognition. Bases 1595 to 4333 code for a protein of 912 amino acids. NCBI's taxonomy places the organism in Eukaryota, Metazoa, Chordata, Actinopteri, Acipenseriformes, Polyodontidae.